CACAACUCCACAUUUGUAUUGAGAUCUAUCCGUGCACCUAUGUCCUCGCACAGCCAGCAGAUUGUGUAUGCGUGUGAUGGGGUCACCAGUAAACAUAGCAGUGGCGCUUCUGAUAAACUCCGAAUAGCUCUAGCCUUGUGAGGGAGUGUGGACUUUUUUUUUAAUUAUAUAUUUUUUUUUAUUUGUAUUUUUCGGGAUCUGAAUUUAAGCGUGGAUUGGAUUAUUAUUUUUCACGCUGUGAAGCUAAAUAUAAGAGGAUACCUGUUACUUUCCAUUUUUGGUUGAUUAAGUUGAGAGCAUCAUCCCAGGUGUGAGGAGUGCACAGCAUGACUCAAGCUGCAGAUACGUGAGAGAGGCUGUGCCCAGAAGGAUAAGCAACUUGCCUUGUUUCUCUCCUUAGUGGAGAGGAGAACACUGGUUAUCUGCUUCAGGAAAAAGGACCAGAGCCCUGGAUUAAUGUGUAUACAGGCUCAACAAGGGAGCAGAGGAUUCUGGGUUACCUGAAGACUUGGAGUACACAAGUGAACAGGCCUGGAUUGAGCCUGUGGCAGAGGGGAUUGGCAUGGCUCAGACCAGCUUUGUGUGAACUCAUCAUGCCUGCCGGCCGUGAUUGCAGACAGGAGCCUUUGCAAAAGUCCGCCACGUACAACAAACGGAUAACAAUACAACACCCCAAAAAUCUAAUUUGCGGUUAUGGCUGUUAAGCUUGACAGCUGCAGCAAUCGUUAGGAUUUUCAAUAUUACCUGAGAGUACAUGCUUUGUCAGUGGCAGGGGAUGCUUUUUGUACAGGCUUAUCUGCCAUGGUAAAUUCAUUGAAAGCAUGAGCCUCUGACCACACAGAGGAGGUCAUCGUCCAAACAAGGAUCAGCUCAGCAAACACUGACCAGGUCAGGAUAUCACAAGAAACCCCUUGGACAAACUUUUUCCUUUGAGAAAGGAUAAGAGCAAAUUCAAGAGGAAAUCUUGAUUGGAUUUUUAGGUGGCUGGAAAGGAUUUACCACAUCGUAUAAAUCAGGUAUGACAAAUACAGAAGGCUUUGCUUCUUUCCACUUCACUCACCAGAUCAGCAUUUUCUAAUUAGAUGUACAGGAAGAGAGGUCAUGGCAGGAAUGCAUAAUGAAAGAAAUAAUUCAGUAGUACCUAAAGUAAAGGGCAACGUACACAUAGCUGACAAAAAAAGAGACAGAUACUUUCUGCUUUUGCCAUUUUGUUGAUGUCAAGGCUGUUUGUCUCAAGUCCACAACCCUUAAAUAUAAUAUAUAUAUUUACUAUAAUAAUGUAACAGUCGCUGUCUUUUUUUUUUUAGCAUUUUUAACAUGCCAUACACACUUACAGCAAAAAUCAUUAACACACUGCUGUGCAAAAUUCUUGUGACUUUAGAAAACCUUAUUUGAAAAAUAACUUCUUAAAUCUAAACUUUUAAUAUGUUAAACAUUUACAAUCAAGCCUUAUUCAAGAGACUAAGGGCAUUGGUAUUAAUCUGUCAGCAUUUAAGGUAUGCCAGGUUCACGACAGUUCAUUGAGACAGCCUGCCUUUUUUCACCCCUGUGAUCUGUGGCAAUGAGAGAGAGGCUUCAGAUUGAGAAAUGUGUAAAGCUUGGGAAUGCAUUACAUUUCAGAAGUCGUGGGGAAAAAGUCGAUGCACUCAGUUUUAAUUCACAGAGGUGCAAAGGUGCAACAUUUUUUAUUUAAGACAAAGCAUCAUUUAACUAUUUGGAAUGCAGGGUAGUAAAGAUGUAAAGUUACACAAAGAUUAGAAUAUUUAUGUAAUGAGUAUAUUGUGAAACAAAAGAUACAUUUUCCCUGUGUGAUAAUCCUGAUAAACAAAUCAUAUAAAUUAAAAAUUAGGGAUACAAAUGAUUCUUUCAGCACAUAUUUAAUUGAGCCAGUGCUGCAGGCAGCUUUUCAAACACCCAGCAAUUCUGAAAACAGGAAUUUGGCUGCGCUUUCAAGGCAUUGUGCAUUAAAUGUACACUUGUGUAUUCUCCCCAGGGGCUCUUGAGUGAUUAGACUGCCAGGCAACACACCCUCAAGAUGGUGCGUCAGUGCAAGUCCUUCGUCCUCUUCCUCAUCAGGAUCGGGCUGCUGCUGGGUCUUGCUAACCCCUUGGUGACCUCUGCCUCAUGUCCCUUAAGUUGCCGCUGCGAUGGGACCUUUAUCUACUGUAAUGACCGUGGCCUGACUUCCAUCCCUACUGGUAUACCCCAGGACGCUACAGUGCUGUUUCUGCAAAACAAUCGCAUUAAGAGUUCGGGCAUUCCCUCAGAGCUUCGAAGGCUCAUAAAGGUGGAGAAGAUCUACCUGUACGGCAAUAAUCUGGAUGAGUUUCCUACUAACCUUCCCCUUGGGCUAAAAGAGCUCCACCUUCAGGAGAACAACAUUCGGAUGAUUACCCAUGCCUCUUUAGCUCAAAUUCCCUACAUCGAAGAACUGCACCUGGAUGAUAACUCUGUAUCAGCAGUCAGCAUAGAGGAGGGGGCCUUCAGGGACAGUAAUCAUCUCCGGCUGCUUUUUCUUUCCAGAAACCACCUUAGCACCAUCCCUUCAGGCCUGCCUAUGAGCAUUGAGGAGCUACGCUUUGACGACAACCGCAUCUCCACCAUCUCAGAGCAAUCGCUGCAAGAUCUCAUCAACCUGAAGCGACUAAUCCUGGAUGGUAACCUGCUCAACAACCGUGGGAUUGGUGAGAUGGCUUUCAUCAACCUGAUCAACUUGACUGAGCUUUCGCUGGUGAGGAAUUCCCUCACUAUGCCGCCAGCCAAUCUGCCAGGCACCUGUUUGGAGAAGCUGCAGCUACAAGAAAAUCAUAUUAAUCGGGUUCCACCUGGGGCUUUUGCCUUCCUUAGACAGCUGUAUCGCCUGGACCUUUCUCUUAACAACCUGAGCAGCCUCCCACAGGGCGUAUUUGAAGAUCUGGACAAUCUCACACAGCUCCUGCUGCGCAACAACCCCUGGCAAUGCACCUGCAAGAUGAAAUGGGUGCGUGACUGGUUGCGGUCAUUGCCAUCUAAGGUGAACGUACGGGGUUUCAUGUGCCAGGGUCCUGAUAAGGUCAAAGGGAUGGCAAUUAAAGACCUAACUACAGAUAUGUUUGACUGCACAGAUUCAGAGCUCUUCUCCACAUACGAGACGAGCACAGUCUCCAACACUCUACGCCCAUCACAGCCCCAGUGGCCUGUGUUUGUGACUAGGAGGCCUAUAAUAAAAGGGCCUGACAUCAGUAAAAAUUACCACAGCACUACCACCUCUUCAGGCAGAAAGAUCAUCACCAUCAGUGUGAAGUCAAGUGGUGCAGAUACCAUACACAUAUCAUGGAGGGUGUCGCAACCCAUGACUGCCCUGCGGCUCAGCUGGCUAAAGCUGGGGCACAGCCCUGCCUUUGGCUCUAUUACUGAAACCAUCGUGCAGGGGGAGAGAACAGAGUAUCUGCUCACGGCGCUGGAGCCAGAGUCUUCCUAUAGAAUAUGCAUGGUUCCCAUGGAGACCAGCAACAGUUACCUGUCUGACGAGACCCCCGUUUGCAUCGAGACAGAGACUGGCUCUCACAAGUCAUACCACCCGACUACAACUUUAAACAGAGAACAGGAGAAGGAGCCUUACAAAAAUUCCAGUCUGCCUUUGGCUGCUAUCAUUGGAGGGGCUGUGGCUCUUUUGGCAAUAAUCAUGUUGGCGCUGGUGUGUUGGUAUGUCCAUAGGAAUGGUUCACUUUUUUCCAGGAACUGCACCUAUAACAAAGGCCGUCGGAGAAAGGAUGACUAUGCUGAGGCUGGCACUAAAAAGGACAACUCCAUCCUAGAAAUACGAGAAACUUCUUUUCAGAUGAUACCUAUAAAUCACCUGCCUGUGUCCAAGGAGGAAUUUGUGAUACACACAAUUUUCCCACCUAAUGGCCUGAGUUUAUACAAAAGUCCACAUAAUGACAACAGUAUUAACAACAGGAGCUACAGAGACAGUGGAAUACCAGAUUCAGACCAUUCCCAUUCAUGAUAUUGCAUACGGACAUUCAUGAGGUGUGCUUGACUCAAACAGAGUGGCAAGACUUUUACAAAACACUGGAUCUAUAAGACUAAGGAAGCAAUGUUCUGUACAUUUGCCAUAUAAUUUAUAUUUAAGGACAUUUUAUGGAGAUGGAGAACGUUCCAGUUGCGGGCCAUCACUGAACCAUCAGUGGGUAUGGUAACCAACUGCAAUUCUAUAUUUUAGGGAUUUGUAGUAAUUUGUACUGUAUUUCCUUUGCUUAAGGUUAUCGACCAACAAAAGAAACUCUGUGUUCUACUAAGAUAUGAUGACUUGUCAACUGUGAAAGUGGGUUUUCAUUGCUGUGUUGAACAAUCAGACUUUAGAAAACCUUGUAGUAUAAGCACAGGUCAUUCUUUUAACUUUGUGGCUGUCAGAAAAACAAAAAGGCAAAAAAAUGACAUGACGUAAACUAAGGCACAGCUGAUCAACUAAUAUACAAAGCAGGCAUGUUGCCAUCUAAAACAAUGAGCAGUCAGUAGCUGUCUCCAUUUAUUAUGGACCAAGAAUCUUACUCCAGUAUUCACCAGGUGUGGAGUACGGAAACUAAAGAUGAGGUGUCAUGCUUUUUUUUUCUCUUUGUUCGGUGUGUUAUUUUGUUCUGUUUGCAGGAAGAAGAAAUACAGCAAAGCAACCCAAGCAGGGUUAAAAUGUCUCUGAUAGGAUUGUAGGCCACAGCACAGGGCAGAUAAAGCACACUGACCUAAAGGAGCCCUCUGCUCCUCGAAACAAGUAGACAGGACAGGCCGACACAGAGGACCCCCACUAUCUCUAUUUGUACAAGCCAACAAUGGCUAAAUGACAAUGGCGGCAUUCUUCAGUACCGUGUACCAUACGUCAUUGUAGUCAUCAGGCCAAAAACACAAAACAUGCUGGCUUUUAUUAGAAUUACACCGUGUCAGCAGCUCUUUCUUGUUAUGAGUAUUAUUUUGUAGUAUUUUUUUCUUUCAAAUGAACACACUUAUGUUGCCACAAUUUGAAGUCAACUGUUAUUUACAAUUGAAAACCAAAGUGCAUUGUAUGCCCUUUGGCCAGUCUUGUAUGUGCCUUGAUCCAAUGCUUAUUGUAUUUAGCUUUUUAAGAAACCAGUGACUUUUUUUCAUACACACUUGAAUAUGAAAAAUAUUGGUCAUAUUACA
Molecule: messenger RNA, 5157 nt
Organism: Haplochromis burtoni (Burton's mouthbrooder)
Lineage: Eukaryota; Metazoa; Chordata; Actinopteri; Cichliformes; Cichlidae
Gene: flrt3
Product: fibronectin leucine rich transmembrane 3
Exons: 2
Coding region: 2036-3988 (650 amino acids)
Molecular function (GO): protein binding
Source: RefSeq, a predicted model, not a curated record